CAACCCGAGUGACGCUUUAAAAACACACGCAAUGACGUUGCGUGGUUACGUCAGCCUGUCGAUAAGCAUCACGUCAGAGGGAACAGCGAAAGAACAAAAUGGAGGAAUAUGCCAGAGAACCAUGCCCAUGGAGGAUCGUGGACGACUGUGGGGGAGCCUUCACCAUGGGAGCCAUUGGAGGAGGAAUAUUCCAGGCAGUAAAAGGGUUCAGAAACGCACCCUCAGGGAUGAGCCACAGAAUGAGAGGUAGCAUGACUGCCAUUAAGACCAGAGCCCCACAGCUCGGAGGAAGCUUUGCAGUCUGGGGAGGCCUCUUCUCCAUGAUCGACUGUGGUUUAGUAAAAGUUCGAGGGAAGGAGGAUCCCUGGAACUCAAUCACAAGUGGGGCGAUGACAGGAGCUAUCCUUGCUGCAAGAAACGGACCAGUAGCCAUGGUAGGCUCAGCAGCCAUGGGAGGUAUCCUGCUGGCGUUGAUAGAGGGCGCAGGAAUCCUUCUUACUAGGUUUGCCUCUUCACAGUUCCCAACUGGGCCCCAGUAUGCAGAGGAACCCGCCCCUGCUGCCAUGCCCUCCCCUUCCUUUGGAGACUACAGACAAUAUCAGUGAGAGGACUCCCUGCUUCUUAUCCACUAGGCCUUUUUUUGAAUUCCUUGCUGAAGUUACAAAAGAAGAAAUGGAGAUGCAAUAUACCACACGUCAAACAAUAAGCAACUGCAACCACCUUUUUAUGGACUGUGUCAGAAAAGUGAAGGACAAAACACAUCUUCAUUUUCCUUCUUUCAAGAGCCAUGUACAGAUCUGCCUUUUUUUUUUUGCCAUUCUCAGCCUUGUCAUGUGCACCUGUUUCACCUCACAUUGGUUAAAUACAAGACAAGUGGCGAGAGAUUGAUGUUUGAUGUUCGAGAGCUUGUGGGGACACGGUGUGCUUUUCUGUAAUGGUUCAUAUGUACUGCAUGUAGCCCAACAGAUGAAGACUGACAAGCUCUGGGUGGUGUUGAAUUUAGCAAAAACACGUCACACAUGGAACGUCAUGAAUUCUAUAUAAGUAUGGUAUACUUAUGUGUAUAUAAAGUAAAGGCUUUCUACUUGUAUUCACUUAUGGUAGUCUUUAUUUGCCUUAAAUGUCACCUGCUUGGGCUGGCCACCGUCAUUUAGCUGGCCCUUUUUAAAUUUUUUAUUUGAGUUAUGAAGGGCAAACACCUAUCCGAUACAGUGCUAUUCCUGGGAUAUUAGUUUGUUUUUUGUUUUUUUAAUUUAUUUUAGAUUGUAAAGAAUUGUAGCAGAUUGUUCUAUUUUAUGGGACAGUGCUUUUACAUUCAACACAAAGGUGUGAAAAAGACUGCUAAGGACUAAGGAUGGCAUAGGCAGUACAAAUUGGAUAAACUCAAGCAAGGGAUUGAUGCAUACUGUAUUAAAUCUGUAUGACAGAUUGUACUAUAGUACAAUAAAGACAUAAGUUGUAAAAUA
Molecule: messenger RNA, 1466 nt
Organism: Morone saxatilis (striped sea-bass)
Lineage: Eukaryota; Metazoa; Chordata; Actinopteri; Moronidae
Gene: timm17a
Product: translocase of inner mitochondrial membrane 17 homolog A (yeast)
Exons: 6
Coding region: 99-605 (168 amino acids)
Biological process (GO): protein import into mitochondrial matrix
Cellular component (GO): mitochondrial inner membrane; TIM23 mitochondrial import inner membrane translocase complex
Molecular function (GO): transmembrane protein transporter activity
Source: RefSeq, a predicted model, not a curated record